Molecule: messenger RNA, 2298 nt
Organism: Symsagittifera roscoffensis
Lineage: Eukaryota; Metazoa; Xenacoelomorpha; Acoela; Convolutidae
Product: arginine--tRNA ligase, cytoplasmic-like
Exons: 2
Coding region: 166-2124 (652 amino acids)
Biological process (GO): arginyl-tRNA aminoacylation
Cellular component (GO): cytoplasm
Molecular function (GO): arginine-tRNA ligase activity; ATP binding
Source: RefSeq, a predicted model, not a curated record
AUAUCGUAAAUCUACGAUUUUCUACUUGCUCAAAUUAGUUACUAGAGUUUCUUUCUUGUGGCGAAUUGUUAGUUUCUUUAAUAAAAACUGAAGUCUAAUUGACAGAGUCCUGAUUUGGUUCCGUUCGAUAUCUCCUACCGACAGGUAAAAAUCAGAUUGUGUUAGAUGGCAGCAGCUUCAACCGGGGACUCCUCGGAGCAACCUUGGCAAUCUUUUGAAGAACAAAUCGACUCUCUGAAUCGCCAAGUUGAUGAGUUAGAAGAAGGCAUAAUCGCUGAUCCUCCCAAAGAUCUUGCCACUCUUGAAACCGAAAAUGAAAAACUUAAAUACAGAAAGAAGCACUUAGAACGAAGCUUAGAAGUGGAAACGAAUUUGACCAUAUCAGAAAAACUGACUUGUUUGAUUACAACAGCAUUCAGAACUUCUUUUCCCGAGUUGCUGAAUUUUGAAGCAAAGGUAGUUUCUUCAGAUAAGUUUGCGGAUUUUCAAUGUAACGACGCUUUAUCGUUAGUCGGUGAAUUCAAAAAACAGGGAAAAAAUUUGAAUCCCAGAGUUAUUUCCCAGACUGUCAUCAAAUAUGUGCCUCAAAACGACGUGAUAGACUCAGUUGAAAUUGCGGGACCAGGAUACAUAAAUAUCAACGUGAAAACAAACGUUAUUGAUUCAUUUGUUAGAAGUUUAGUGAUGCAUGAAAAAGCAAAACCCCCAGUGGUGGACAAGAAACGAGUGAUUGUUGAUUUCUCGUCUCCGAACAUAGCUAAAGAAAUGCAUGUAGGUCAUUUGAGGUCAACCAUAAUUGGAGACAGUAUCUGUAGGCUACUGGAAUGGGUCGGUCACGAUGUAUUGAGGUUGAAUCAUUUAGGAGACUGGGGAACACAAUUUGGAAUGUUAAUCGCUCAUCUAGAGGACAAGUUUCCCGAUUAUUUGACAGUGUCGCCGCCCUUGAAAGAUCUUCAGACUUUUUACAGAGAAGCUAAAAAACGUUUCGACGAGGAAGAAGACUUCAAGAAGCGUGCUUAUGAAUUGGUAGUGAAACUACAAAAGUAUGAUCCACCAGUGUAUAAAGCUUGGCAAAUGAUUUGUGAAGUAUCGAAACUUGAUUUUGAGAAGAUCUAUGAAAGGCUUGAUAUCAAUAUUAUUGCAAGGGGAGAGAGCUUUUACCAGCAGCUCAUGGAUGAAACAGUUGCAGAGUUGAGAAAAAAGAGCCUCUUAGUUGAAGACGAGGGCCGAACGCUGUUCUUCGUUCCAGGAGCCGAAGUGCCUUUGACUGUCGUGAAGUCUGACGGCGGGUAUACGUACGAUACAUCUGAUUUAGCAGCUGUUCGUCAGCGAAUCAAAACCGAGAACGCCGAGUGGAUAGUGUAUGUCGUGGAUUCAGGCCAGUCGCUACAUUUCAACACAUUUUUUGCCGCUGCACGAAUGGCAGGUUGGUACGAUCCGUAUGUGAUGAGGUUGCAACAUGUAGGCUUCGGGGUUGUGUUGGGGGAGGAUAAAAAGAAGUUCAAAAGCAGGUCAGGAACCACGAUUAAACUGACCGAAUUGCUGGACGAAGGAAUGAAGCGAGCAAUGGACACUUUGAUUGAAAAGGGGCGGGACAAGGAAUUGACGCCGGAAGAGUUGAAACGUGCGCAGGAAGCGGUGGCUUACGGAUGCGUAAAAUACGCUGAUUUGAGCCACAAUUACGUGCACGAUUAUGUGUUCUCGUUCGACCGAAUGCUCGACGAUAAAGGCAACACUGCUGUUUAUCUUCUGUAUGCGCUCACCCGAAUCAGGUCAAUUAGACGAAAAGCGAACGUAUCGGUUGAACAAGUACAGCAGUACGCAAAAGACAAUGUGUUGACAUUUACUGGUGAAAAAGAGAGGAAGUUAGGCAAAAUGCUGAUCAUGUUCGCUGAUUCGGUCAAGCGAACCCUUGUUGAUCUUCAUAUCCAUUACUUGUGUGAUUAUAUGUACCAGCUUUGCACGACUUUUUCGGAAUUCUACGACAACUGCUACUGUAUUGAGAAAAAAGCAAACGGCGAAGUUAUUAUACACAUGCAUCGACUGGUUCUCUGCGAAUGUACGGCCCUAAUCAUGGAACAGGUUUUCCAGAUUUUGGGAAUAAAGACUGUGUCUAAAAUGUAAAGACUGUUGAUCUGAAUGCUCUGAAAUUAUCGCUGUAAUAUAUAACUGCUUAUGCGUGAUCUUGAUUUGAUUAUCGGUUGAGGUCAUAAUGACCAUUAAGCUAAUAGUAACUAACAGUAUUCUAAUUUUGUUGGUGAUUUUGAUUAAUGAUGUUCAAUUUAUUAUUUAUGCCUA